Molecule: messenger RNA, 1845 nt
Organism: Peromyscus eremicus (cactus mouse)
Lineage: Eukaryota; Metazoa; Chordata; Mammalia; Rodentia; Cricetidae
Gene: Peli2
Product: pellino E3 ubiquitin protein ligase family member 2
Exons: 7
Coding region: 255-1601 (448 amino acids)
Biological process (GO): protein polyubiquitination; regulation of Toll signaling pathway
Molecular function (GO): ubiquitin protein ligase activity; protein binding
Source: RefSeq, a predicted model, not a curated record
GGGGCUCCGGUUGGCCGUUCGCAUUCCGUGCCGGGUCCGGCUGGCAGCGGCCGCGGAGCCCGGAGCUCCGGGGAAGCCGGCGGGCGACGCGCUUAGCCACGACGGAGCAGCCGCGGGACUGGCCGCCCCGCGCCCCGUUCGCAGCCGUGCCGUUCCCCGGCGCUCUCACCCCGUUCUCGGGAUGGGAGUGUAGCGGCGGCGCGGACUCGGCGGGGAUCGCGGUGGAGGCGGCUGCGGCGGCCGAACGCGGCUCCAUGUUUUCCCCCGGCCAGGAGGAGCCCAGCGCCCCCAACAAGGAGCCGGUGAAAUACGGGGAGCUGGUGGUCCUGGGGUACAAUGGUGCUUUGCCCAGUGGUGACAGAGGCAGGAGGAAAAGCAGAUUCGCCCUCUAUAAGCGGACCAAGGCCAACGGCGUCAAACCCAGCACAAUCCACGUAGUCUCCACACCUCAGGCAUCCAAGGGUCAACAAGAUCCGAUCUGGAUUUCAGAGCAACUCGUGAGGAAGAUAGAACCGGACCCGGAAAGGGAAGAAAAUGACCAUGAAAAGGCUAUCAGCUGCAGAGGUCAGCACAGCAUAUCCUACACUUUGUCAAGGAACCAGACUGUGGUGGUGGAGUAUACACAUGAUAAAGACACGGACAUGUUCCAGGUGGGCAGAUCAACAGAGAGCCCUAUCGACUUCGUGGUCACGGACACAGUUUCUGGUGGACAGGCUGAUGAUGCGCAGAUCACACAGAGUACCAUCUCUAGGUUUGCCUGCAGGAUCGUGUGUGACCGCAGUGAGCCAUACACAGCCCGCAUAUUCGCAGCUGGAUUCGACUCCUCCAAAAACAUAUUUCUUGGAGAAAAGGCAGCAAAAUGGAAAAACCCCGACGGACACAUGGAUGGACUUACCACCAAUGGAGUUCUCGUGAUGCACCCUCGAGGGGGCUUCACUGAGGAGUCCCAGCCUGGAGUCUGGCGAGAGAUCUCUGUCUGUGGAGACGUGUACACCUUACGAGAGACCAGGUCGGCCCAGCAGAGGGGAAAGCUGGUGGAGAGUGAGACCAACGUCCUGCAAGACGGCUCCCUCAUCGACCUCUGUGGGGCCACUCUUCUCUGGAGAACCGCAGAUGGCCUUUUUCACACUCCCACUCAGAAACACAUUGAAGCCCUCCGGCAGGAGAUCAAUGCAGCCCGACCCCAGUGUCCUGUGGGUCUCAACACCCUGGCCUUCCCCAGCAUCAAUCGGAAGGAGGUGGUGGAAGAGAAGCAGCCCUGGGCAUACUUGAGCUGUGGCCACGUGCAUGGUUACCACAACUGGGGCCAUCGGAGUGAUACGGAGGCCAAUGAGAGGGAAUGUCCCAUGUGCAGGACUGUGGGCCCCUACGUCCCUCUCUGGCUGGGCUGUGAGGCAGGAUUUUACGUUGAUGCCGGGCCCCCAACUCAUGCCUUCACCCCUUGCGGACACGUGUGUUCAGAGAAGUCUGCGAAGUACUGGUCUCAGAUCCCACUGCCUCACGGGACUCACGCAUUUCAUGCCGCCUGUCCGUUCUGCGCCACACAGCUGGUCGGGGAACAGAACUGCAUCAAAUUGAUUUUCCAAGGUCCAGUGGACUGACACCCUGGAUAGCCAUCUACGCAUUAUUAACAAGUUACUGUGAAGAUUUUGCCACUAACUCUAGAUUCUACCUUUUUUGUAAUGAUGUUUGUUAAGGGGAAGGCCAACUGGGUUGGGAAAAGGGAGCGGGGGUCUGGUUAUGAAACCCGGCAGGAGUUGACACAUACCACUGUGUUUUGCAUGCUUACAGCAGCAGCAUCGUCACUGAGGUCUGCCUGAUUAAACCUUAAUACCUGUGUAAUAA